Messenger RNA from Ctenocephalides felis (cat flea), 694 nucleotides. RefSeq names its product LIM domain-containing protein WLIM2b-like. Bases 64 to 609 code for a protein of 181 amino acids. The record is from RefSeq and is a predicted model, not a curated record. Gene Ontology annotation, molecular function: actin filament binding. NCBI's taxonomy places the organism in Eukaryota, Metazoa, Arthropoda, Insecta, Siphonaptera, Pulicidae. Gene Ontology annotation, cellular component: actin cytoskeleton; plasma membrane. Gene Ontology annotation, biological process: actin filament bundle assembly. The transcript has 5 exons.
AAGGCAGAAUGCAACACUGUCCCAUCACCGUUGGCAUCGCCUGUCCGUCACCAAAUACGUCUGAUGUCGUCCCAAAGUACGAAGGCGACCAACAGUUAUCAUCAUCAGCCGGUGAAGAGAAGAGUUUCGAUCACCCAAUUCGAUAUGAAAUCCAGCUUCAACAAAUUUGAUGCUUUGCAGAAGAAAAGUUUGGCCAACUCAAAAUCAAGCAGUGACCUGAAAUCACCAGAUGGUACUAAUGGAUUGGAAAAUGAAAAGAAAUGCAAAGGCUGCUCUCGUGUUGUUUUCCAGAUGGAACAAAUUAAAGCCGAAAACAGAGUAUAUCACAAGAACUGUUUCAGAUGCAAAGAUUGCAAUAAACAACUCACUGUGGAUACAUAUGAAAGCCACGAGAGCGAACUAUAUUGCAAGCCUCACUUUAAAGCAUUGUUUGCCCCGAAGGUGAUCGAAGACUCUCAGCCCAAAGUACCCCGUAAGCACGAAAUGAUUAUAAGAGAAAAUCAGCCCAUGGAGUUGCCCCCGGAUGUUGUUAGAGGUCUGUUAGAUCUUGCGCGUGGUGUUGUCUUAACAUUUUUUUUUCAUAACAUGAUUUUUGAAUUUUUCCAAUAAUGCCUGAUUGCUCGUUAUAACAAACUUGUUUCCAAAAAGGCAUGUUGAUUUUUCUUUUUCUAGAAAGAUGAGAGAAUUGAAUGGG